This is a messenger RNA of Cavenderia fasciculata, 1458 nucleotides long. RefSeq lists its product as uncharacterized. Gene Ontology annotation, molecular function: protein binding. The record is from RefSeq and is a predicted model, not a curated record. The coding region runs from base 1 to 1458 and encodes 485 amino acids. The transcript has 6 exons. Lineage: Eukaryota; Evosea; Eumycetozoa; Acytosteliales; Cavenderiaceae.
AUGGAUCAUCAUCAUCAUCGUCAUAGUUUAUUAUUCGAUAGUUUUGAUCAGACACCAUUGCAUGUUGCAUGUACCGAAAGUAAUAGUGAUAUAGUUAGCGUUUUACUCAAACGUGGUGCAAAGGCUGACAUGAAAGAUAAACAUGGUUGGACUCCACUUCAUUGUUCUGCAAGUAAUGGGAAUUUCAAAUCAUGUGAAUAUUUAAUUCAAAAGGAUCCAUCGUUGGCAUUGGUAUGUGAUAAUCAUGGUACAAGUGCAUUCCAUUAUUUGGUCAGAAAAUGGGAUGCAAACAUUUCACCAAAAAUAUUGUCGGCCAUUGUAAAGCAUGAUCCAACCAUUGUAAAUCUAACAGCCAACAAUUUAGAAACACCACUUCAUCAUGCCUGUCUAAAGAAUUGUGAAGGUAGCAUUCAAUUUUUAUUAUCUCAUAAAGCUGAUGUAAACAGAAGAUCAAUUAAUGGAGAAACAUGUUUAACAUUUGCAAUUAGAGCUGGAUAUAAAAAUGUUGUAAAGAUUUUAUUGGAACAUGGUGUAGAUGAACAAGCAUUUGAAGCAGCUUAUCAAAUUGCAGCUGAACAAAAUAUGGAAGAUGUAAAGACAAUGGUCGAACAACAACAACAAUUUGGAAAAAUCAGAACAUCAAACGAAAAGGUAUACAAACAAGGUUAUCUUUUCAAAAAUUAUGGAAAAUUAAAAGGCUGGAGAAAAUGUUGGAUCAUCCUAGAUGGUAUUAAAAUUAAAAUGUGUCAAUCUGAAGAGGAAUAUGAACAAAUUCAAGGAGAGAUUUCAUUAAAAGAUAUUGAUUCAAUUUCUAUUGAUGAAUUACCAGGAUAUCAAUAUUGUAUUUCCAUUACAUCAAAAGAUAACAUCAAGACUAUUUUUGCAGCAGAGGAUAAGGUAUCAAUGGCCAAAUGGGCACUUGCUAUCGAUGGAUUAAAGUUUAAAUUUUUUGAUUCUUGUAUUAAUCAAUUCACAAAGAAAUUAUUAUUAAUAUAUGUAUAUAAAGAAAAUUAUAAAGGAGGAAUUAUUAAAUCAUCAUUUGAGGAAGAAUGGACAUAUAGUAGCGACGGUAUUUUACAAUGCACAGAAGCAGCAUGGUGUGCAGAUAGUGGAGGAGCAAGCAGUAUGACCUACUUGUGGGAUGGACAACAUUUGGUGCCUCAAAAUGGAUCGCAUUCAUUGGGUUGGGGUAAAUUUAAUGGGUUCAUAUUCGAAUGGUUGUUGGGCGAACUCGGAGAAAGAGGUGUCAAACUACACGAAUACUACUGGGAGGAAAUGGAACGUGAAUAUAUAAACAAGGACCCAAUGAUUGAUUGGAAAUGGACAAGACACUUUUUAACUCUAAAGGCCGAAGGUGGAAGCUACUUUUUGGUCGAAGGUGAUGUCCCUGAACCAAUUGUAUUUUUCUUGACCCUUUUACGAUAUAGUAGAUUAAAUGCCAAGAAUGAAAUACAAUAG